Messenger RNA from Alosa alosa (allis shad), 4720 nucleotides. RefSeq names its product WD repeat domain 33 (gene wdr33). Gene Ontology annotation, cellular component: mRNA cleavage and polyadenylation specificity factor complex. Gene Ontology annotation, molecular function: protein binding. The record is from RefSeq and is a predicted model, not a curated record. The coding region runs from base 231 to 3734 and encodes 1167 amino acids. The transcript has 23 exons. Lineage: Eukaryota; Metazoa; Chordata; Actinopteri; Clupeiformes; Clupeidae.
CGCCGUAUACGUAAUGAUGUCACAACAAGAAGAUGCUGGAUAGCCUCGAGUCGGAGGCCAUGGGCAACUAGCAAUAGCGAAAAUGUCGAAGUGGCACAAUUAGGGAGAUUUGUCAGAUUUACUCUUGCAGGGAGCGAGAAUACUUUCACCUGCUCAAGGAAGAGUUGUGUUUAAACUGUAGAUAGACACAACACUGGAUAUUGUAGAUUUCCCAGACUCCAGUGGUCACCAUGGCGACAGACAUCGGUUCCCCGCCACGGUUCUUCCAUAUGCCUCGGUUUCAGCACCAGGCUCCACGGCAGCUUUUCUACAAGCGGCCAGAUUUUGCCCAGCAGCAGGCCAUGCAGCAGCUGACAUUCGAUGGCAAGCGCAUGAGGAAGGCUGUCAACCGCAAGACCAUCGACUACAACCCCUCCGUUAUCAGAUACCUCGAGAAUCGGCUGUGGCAACGUGACCAUAGAGAUUUCCGUGCAAUUCAGCCAGAUGCAGGUUGUUACAAUGAUCUUGUGCCCCCCAUGGGUAUGCUAAACAACCCCAUGAACGCAGUCACUACAAAGUUUGUCAGAACCUCAACCAACAAAGUGAAAUGCCCGGUCUUUGUUGUGCGGUGGACCCCUGAGGGCAGACGAUUGGUCACAGGGGCCUCCAGUGGGGAGUUCACUUUGUGGAACGGCCUCACCUUUAACUUUGAGACCAUUUUACAGGCACAUGACACUCCCGUAAGGGCCAUGACCUGGUCUCAUAACGACAUGUGGAUGCUGACUGCAGACCACGGCGGCUACAUCAAGUACUGGCAGUCCAACAUGAACAACGUCAAGAUGUUCCAGGCCCACAAGGAGGCGAUUAGAGAGGCCAGUUUCUCACCCACGGAUAAUAAAUUUGCCACUUGCUCUGAUGACGGAACUGUGCGCAUCUGGGACUUUCUCCGCUGUCAUGAAGAGAGGAUUCUUAGAGGUCACGGUGCAGAUGUGAAGUGUGUGGACUGGCAUCCCACCAAGGGGCUGGUGGUAUCCGGAAGCAAAGACAGCCAACAGCCCAUCAAAUUUUGGGACCCAAAGACGGGGCAGAGUUUGGCCACGCUUCACGCCCACAAGAACACCGUGAUGGAGGUGAAGUGGAACCAAAACGGCAACUGGCUUUUGACGGCGUCGCGUGACCACCUGUGCAAGCUUUUCGACAUUCGGAACCUGAAAGAGGAGCUGCAGGUCUUCAGAGGCCACAAAAAAGAGGCCACAGCUGUGGCCUGGCACCCUGUUCAUGAGGGAAUGUUUGCUAGUGGGGGCUCAGAUGGAUCCCUGCUCUUCUGGAAUGCAGGGGUUGAGAAGGAAGUUGGUGGCAUGGAGAUGGCACAUGAGGGCAUGAUCUGGAGUCUCGCCUGGCACCCACUUGGUCACAUCCUGUGCUCUGGUUCCAACGACCAUACAAGCAAAUUUUGGACCAGAAAUCGCCCAGGAGACAAAAUGCGCGACCGGUACAAUCUGAACCUGUUACCAGGGAUGUCAGAGGAUGGCGUGGAAUACGAUGACAAUGAACCCAACAGCUUGGCUGCCAUCCCUGGCAUGGGAAUCCCAGAGCAGCUGAAAGUGGCCAUGGAACAGGAGCAGACUAAUAAAGAACCAGCAGCUGAGGCAGAGAUGACAAUCCCAGGGCUGGACUGGGGAAUGGAGGACCUCAUGCAGAAGGACCUGAAGAAAGUUCCACAGAAGAAAGUGCCCUACGCCAAACCUAUCCCAGCCCAGUUUCAACAGGCCUGGUCAGAGAACAAGGUGCCUGCCCUCCCCACUCCUGAGAUGCCAAAAGAAAGGAAGGAUGAGAAGAAGGUAGAUGGAAAAAAGAAGACCCAGGCAGAAAUAGAGCAGGAAAUGGCUGCUCUACAGUACACUAACCCAAUGCUGCUGGAGCAACUGAAGAUUGAACGGAUGGCUCAGCUACAGUCCGAGCAGGGCAUGCCUCCCCCUGGUGGUCAACCUGGGGCAAUGCCCCCUUUCCCCGGCCAGGGAGGACCGAUGCCACCACCUCCCCAAGGCUUUCCCCAGAACAUGCCCCCACAGCAGAUGCCCCCACCCAACAUGCCCCCCAUGGGUCCAGGGGGAAUGCAGGGUCCCUUCAUGCCGCAGGGCCCCAACAUGGGGCCUCCAGGGCCACAGGGCCCUCCGCAGGGCAUGAUGGGACCUCCAGACUUUCAUGGCCCCCAGGGCAUGCAGAGGCAUCCGGGGCCCCCCAGGAACAUGGGCCCUCAGGGGCCCCACGGCAUGCCUCCCGGCCCGCGGGGGAUGCAGGGGCCUCCCCCCGGUGGGAUGCAGGGCCCGCCUGGUGGCAUGAUGCCUCCACGGGGCAUGGGGCCCCGAGACAGUCAGGGGCCACCACAGGGAGGCAUGAUGCACCAGGACAUGCGGGGCCCAGCGCCCCACGGUAACAUGAUGGGCGGCAUGAUGGGGCCUCCAAUGGCCAGUCCACCCAGGACUCAUGGCAACAUGCCCGGCCCAGGAAUGGGCAACAUGCAUGGCAUGGGCAACAUGCCAGGACCUCCCCCUGGGGGAAUGCAUGGACAGGGACCUCCAGGUCACAUGCAGGGACCCCCUGGGAAUAUGCAGGGCCCUCCCGGGAACAUGCAAGGACCUCCUGGAAACAUGCAGGGCCCACCCCCAUACAUGCAGCAGGGUAAACCAGGACAGUUCAAUCAGGGAGGACAGAAUCCCGGUCCACAGUCAAUGAUGCAUGGAAUGGCACAGCAAGGACCCAAUGGAGAUGGUUCCCGGGGGCCUCCCAACCACCACUUGGGUCCGCCGCCUGAUCGCCAGGGCCCCGGAGGCCCAGGGGGUCCUGGCCACGGCCCUGAUGGAGGGGGCCCGUACUGGGGAGACUCCAGGGAGGGCCGGCGCGGCCCACCCGAGUUUGAGGGCUCCGACGGCGGCUUCCACGGGCGCGGUGCGGACGAGGGUUGGAGGAGAGGGGGUUCUGAGUACCAGGGCGACCCCAGGAGUCACCGCGGGGGAGCCUCGGGUAACUGGGAGGGCCAGGAGAGGUACCAGCGCGACGGCGAGUUCAGGGGUCACGACAGGUUUGAUGUCUAUGAGGGCCCUGGGGAAGAGUUUGAGCCGAGAAGGAGAGGCAGAGAUGACGGGUUCCGGCGGGGAGGACCAGGAGGCCCCCAGGGGCGCGGUGGCCGGGGCUUCCCUGAAGAGUACGGAGGCGAGGAGGGCUUCGAAGCCCAGGAGGACGUUGGCCAGGGCUGGGAGAGUCGAGGACGAGGUCGGCCACGCGGAGGAGGACCACCCCGCGGAGGAGGUGGAAGGAAGGGCUUGCUCCCCACCCCUGACGAGUAUCCCCCUCACUAUGAGGGAGGAAGAAACCAAGAGGGCUGGGAAGGGGGUAGAGACCCAGGUCAUGAGGGCUACAGAGACGGGCCACGUCAGGAUCACCACGACAGCCCAUCGCCUGCUGGCCGAGAGCGCUCUGGCUCUCUGCAGGGCAUGGAUAUGGCGUCCCUGCCACCACGAAAGCGUCCGUGGCAUGACGGCCCGGGCUCCAACGAGCAGGACUCUCCCGGGGCCGGGCCAGAGGACCGAGGAGCAGGUCGACCGCCCCCACGAGAAGAGGGUGGCUACGGACCCCCGGGGCGAGGGGGCCGAGGAGGCUGGGGCCGGGGAGGCGGCUCAGACAGGGGCGGAGGCGGCCCCGGCUCGGGACCAACCACACGCCGCGGGUCCAUGCGGGGCGGCCGCGGUCGAUAGGACGGCGAGAGCCCGGGGCCCCUGAGGACGGAGGAGUGGACGGCGCUGAGAGGAGCCCGCAAGACUCCCGGACACCACAGACGCCCAGGGCUCUGACCACGGGUAGGAGAAAGGGUGUUUAUUGGACAUAUGACGUUUCCCUUUCCCCGGCAACGUGAUGGGCGUGGCCCUAACUUUUCACUCUGGCCGGUUCCUCACGUGAGGUGAUGGGUGUGUCGGACUGCUGGGCUCCUUGGGCCUACUCGUGGUGACUGAAUGAAGUGAAAAGCUGAAGUCCACUGCUCUCUCAGAGAGGAGUGGAUGUCUGCCACAGACCUCUGGACAAUGUGCACCCCUCACUCUAGCUGUUGGACUGAUGGCUCCAUGUCCUUUUGUUUGUCUUUCUUUUUUUUUUUUCUUUUCUGUGUGCGUGUAUGGGUUUUUCAGCUGGUUGGUUAUGGAUGAGUGAGCCUAAAUGGUGUGGUGCUCUGAUGUCGGUCAGUCACACAAUGGGUUCUUUCGUGUCAGAACUUUGUGUAUGAUGCAGAGCACGGCACAGCUCACGUGCCAGUCACUGUUCAACGUGCCCCCACCGGCUGCCGGCUGACUGGUGCUCUAACCCAGCCACCUUCUCCUUGGACUGAUGUGGACCCUUCAGACCUCCAUCUCUGGCCCGAGCCAUGUCCGUCCAGAGGAAAAAUGACUUCCAGGCUGAACAUGAAAUGAAAAUUCUGAAAACGGCCUCUAGCCACUCUGUCCCAGCUGGGGACUCUGUUCAAAUUUUCCUUUUUGUGUAAAAUAAUGGAACAAAAUUAUUCUGUAACAUUACCAGGCCACUCAUGAGAAUCGAGGCUGCUGGCUUUGUUUCUAAAUGUACAGUUUGUCAAGAGAUUGUCAUCGUUUUUUUGUAUGAGACAAUAGAAUUUGUGCAAAAUUUGUAUAAAUUCAUCAGUCUGGUUUUUUGUUGUGUGUAUGUCACCAGAUAAAAAUGGUAAUGUUUCAUCAUU